CUCCGCGGCCGCGCCGGGGAUGCGGCAGCCGCCGGGCACCGCCGGGCCCCGGAGCCCAUGGGAUGCGCCCGCCGUCGCCUGGCUGGUGUAGGAUUUUGGCAGAGCUGGCCAUGAUGUUAUGGUUCCUGGUGGGGGCCCUGUUCCCGGCGCUGCUCCUGGCCGCUCCACCGCCCAUAAACAAGCUCGCCCUCUUCCCGGACAAGAGUGCGUGGUGCGAGGCCAAGAACAUCACCCAGAUCGUGGGGCACAGCGGCUGCGAGUCCAAAUCCAUCCAGAACAGGGCCUGUCUGGGACAGUGCUUCAGCUACAGCGUCCCCAACACCUUCCCUCAGUCCACAGAGUCCCUGGUGCACUGCGACUCCUGCAUGCCAGCCCAGUCCAUGUGGGAAAUCGUGACGCUGGACUGCCCGGGCAACGAGGAGAUCCCCAGGGUGGACAAGCUGGUGGAGAAGAUCCUGCGCUGCAGCUGCCAGGCCUGCGGGAAGGAGCCGAGCCACGAGGGAGCCCUGUUCAACGUGUACCUGAACGCCGAGGAGAACGCGCCCCACGAGGGGCCCGCGCCCCACCGCUACCCGCAGCAGCAGCAGGAGCUGGAGGAGCCGCCGGCCUCCAGCCACCACCACCACCACCACCACCACGAGGAGGAGGGCGAGGAGUGAGCCGGGCCCCAGGACUGUCCCGGGAUUUGGGGAGGGAGGGAGCGGGGGUGCUGGAGCCUUUUCCUGUCGAUUCCUGUCCUGAGGCCGGAGCUGCGGGCUGGGACGCCAGGGCUCGGCCUUUCCCGAUGCAGAAACUACUUGCACAUGAUAAUGCUAAUAUAUUGAGAGGGGUGGGCCGGGCUCCCGGGGCUCUCUGCGGGUUCCCAGGGGGAGCCCCCUGAGUCCUGCUGGGUUUUGCUCAGGCCCAGCGUGGAGGAGGAAGGGAAGCAGCUUCUCCAGAGUCCCACAGCUCUGCCUCCUCUCCCUCAGCGUGGACACGGCGCCCGCCGGGUCUCAGUCCAAGCCUUGGUACCGGGGGGCUCCUGGGGAGGGUUUUGCCCCAGGAUGUCCCUCUGGGGCUGUGCGUGAGGCGCCUGGGGACCGUGGCGGUGACAACCUUUCGCUUGCUGUCCCCAGGGCCGCCACGCUGCUCCCUGGGGACGCAUCGUGAGCGCUGGGGCUUCGCGUUUCGGGGCUGCAGGGGAAGGCCAAGAGCUGGGGUGGGGAGGUUUCACCCCCGGCCCCCCUCUCCCUGCUGCACUUCGAUGGGGGCGGAGGGAGAAGGGGGCUGAGGGCUGGAGCGUCCCUGCGCAGGGAGUGCUCGGGCAGGGCUGGAGGCGGGCACGGCCUCUGCUGCCCCUCUCUCUGUUGUAUAAAUCUGAUCCCUUGGUGUUGUCCUGACAAGAGCUUCCAGAGCUUGUAAUCGAUGCCUUCCCCCUCCUUUUGACAAGUUUUUUCGGGUUUGUUUUUGGUUUUGUUUUUGAUUUAUUUUUUUUUUUUCCCUUAAAUAAAUUAGUUCUGACUUCCACUGCUCA
Molecule: messenger RNA, 1513 nt
Organism: Hirundo rustica (Barn swallow)
Lineage: Eukaryota; Metazoa; Chordata; Aves; Passeriformes; Hirundinidae
Gene: NBL1
Product: NBL1, DAN family BMP antagonist
Exons: 4
Coding region: 63-659 (198 amino acids)
Biological process (GO): animal organ morphogenesis
Molecular function (GO): receptor ligand activity; BMP binding
Source: RefSeq, a predicted model, not a curated record